Hyalella azteca is the source of this 306-nucleotide messenger RNA. Its product is annotated as rRNA 2'-O-methyltransferase fibrillarin-like. NCBI's taxonomy places the organism in Eukaryota, Metazoa, Arthropoda, Malacostraca, Amphipoda, Hyalellidae. The transcript has a single exon. The record is from RefSeq and is a predicted model, not a curated record. Bases 1 to 306 code for a protein of 101 amino acids.
AUGAGUGGCCGAGGCUCCGGUAUGAGUGGACGAGGCUCCGGUAUGAGUGGCCGAGUCUUCGGUGUGAGUGGCCGAGGCUCCGGUAUGAGUGGCCAAGGCUUCGGUAUGAGUGGCCGAGGCUUCGGUAUUAGGAGGCGAGGCUUCGGUAUGAGUGGCCGAGGCUCCGGUAUGAGUGGCCGAGGCUUCGAUAUGAGUGGCCGAGGCUCCGGUAUGAGUGGCCAAGGCUUCGGUAUGAGUGGCCGAGGCUCCGGUAUGAGUGGCCAAGGCUCCAGUAUGAGUGGCCGAGGCUCCGGUAUGAGUGACUGA